Varanus komodoensis (Komodo dragon) is the source of this 1801-nucleotide messenger RNA. RefSeq names its product G protein-coupled receptor 25 (gene GPR25). The transcript has a single exon. The coding region runs from base 52 to 1146 and encodes 364 amino acids. Gene Ontology annotation, molecular function: G protein-coupled receptor activity. The record is from RefSeq and is a predicted model, not a curated record. Gene Ontology annotation, biological process: G protein-coupled receptor signaling pathway. Gene Ontology annotation, cellular component: membrane. Lineage: Eukaryota; Metazoa; Chordata; Lepidosauria; Squamata; Varanidae.
UGGACAGUCCUUAGCAGCACUGAAGACUCUUUGGUGGAUCUUUGGUUGGAGAUGGAAACUACUGAGCUGAAGACAGGACCAACAGCUACCCAAAGCUGGAGUACUGGUUUGGAAUCAUUGACUAUUGAUUACACUGACGAUGACAUCUGCCUCCAAGAAGAAUUGCCAUUUGCCUUUGUCUUUAUCCCCACCCUCUACAUGGUAAUCUUCUUCACUGGUUUCUUUGGCAAUCUGUUUGUGAUCCUGCUGAUGGCAAGAAAACAAAGCCGCAAGAGGCUGGUGGACAUCUUUGUCCUCAACCUGGCCAUCGCUGACCUAGUCUUCGUCUGUACUUUGCCCUUCUGGGCUCUAUCAGAAGCUCUCAGCUACUGGUGCCUGGGCGAAGGGCUAUGCAAGUUUAGCAGCUAUGCUCUGUCUGUAAAUCGUUAUUCUAGCAUGCUGUUCCUCACAGGCAUGAGUGUGGAACGUUUUCUUGUGAUGUCCAAACACUGGGAUUCAAGGGCCAUUGGAACCAAGAAGAACAUUUGCUUGAGCUGUGGCGUCAUCUGGCUGAUCUCCUUUCUGCUGGGAAUACCAUCUCUCAUCUACAGAAAGCUGGUUUUUGUGGGAAACGACGAAUAUCUGUGCCAGGGCGAGGAGCCCUCUGCCACCUUCAAUUUGUUUAUAUUUGCCUUGACCUUCCUGCUGCCUUUGGGAAUCAUCUUGUUCUGCUAUUGCUCCAUUUUCUCCAAGCUUCGAGGCCGUGCCAGCUUAGGCAAGAGGCGAAGCAAUGCCCUUAAAAUCAUCUUUGCCAUCAUUGGAGCAUUCAUCUGUUCUUGGUUGCCCUUCAACACCUUCAAAGCCGCCUUCAUCAUGGUCCAGAAGACAGAUCUCUCCUGCAAAGCGUUGACAGCUCUCAAGUGGGGGGUGCAUAUCAGCAUUUGCCUGGCUUUCACAAACAGCUGCAUUAACCCUGUCAUCUAUGUCUUUAUGGAUCAGCAAUUCCGACAGCAGGUCUGGAAAAACUUCCCUGCCUUUUGUAGCAUGAGGGGAAACAUACAAAGCUCAGCUCUCUCCCUUUCAUCUACAGAGUCAAGUCUCUUGUUUGCCGGCAGGAAGAAGCCUGCCCAGAUGGGGAACCCAAGCAGCAGAGUGGUAGGCUUAUAAGCAGCCACGGGAAGCCCAUUGUUGGCCUGGACUGCUGGAGAUCUGAGCCGUGGUGGUCAUGGAAAGAUGGGGAGGGGAAUGGUCUAGAAUGGUCUACAUUAAGCUUGCCUGAAAAAUGGGUACAUUUUGGCUAAUAUAAAUUACAAUAAAAUCAAAACAUAUUUUGCUAUGCAUUGCAUGUACUCAGCAAUACUUACAAAUUGCCCUUGAUUUCUAUGGCAUAAUAUGCUUGGCGUUUUAGCAUUUGCAGUGCUUUAUAAAGCUAUUUCUGCUUGCUUAAGUGGAGGGAUUCCACAGUUGAGUAUAAACAACGGGCUGUAAUUAUAACCAUGCAUGAAAAGUGCUGAAAAGUUAAUGCUGUUGAAUUUGUUUAGCUACAAGCCCCUGCAGCUCGCUUUCUCUUCCCCCAGAUUAAAAUUUCCUGUUGCUUUUGCAAAUUUGAAGAUUUUUCAGUGGAAAUAGGUUUAGGUUAGUAUAGAAGAAAAACGGUAUUGUGAUUCUGCAACAGAUACUGAACAAAGCAGUCAGCUAAGCAGGCAGAAAGUGACCUCCAACCAUGUAUGCUUAAUUAAAGAUACAUAUCUCAUUAAAUACUGCUUUGUUGCUGUUAUAAAGCUUUUAAAAAUUGCCUUUCAGAAAAUUUUGUUUCCCUUAU